Molecule: messenger RNA, 510 nt
Organism: Naegleria gruberi
Lineage: Eukaryota; Heterolobosea; Eutetramitea; Acrasida; Naegleriidae
Exons: 2
Coding region: 1-510 (169 amino acids)
Source: RefSeq, a predicted model, not a curated record
AUGUCGUUCAAAGUUGAUUAUCCAUUGUGGAUUUCAUUGUGGCUCGUGAUCCAAAUUGCUUUGCAAACUUGGGAUGCUGCCUUUGUCAUGUUGAGACCUAGAUCUAUGAAGGGUGGAGAUUUCUUUGCUAUUUUCGCUCCUUAUGAUUUGUAUAUUCAAGUAGACAAAUCGUAUGGUGAAUUGCAAAAUGGCUUUGUUAUUGCUCAGACCCUUGUUAACUUUUUGGAAAUUUUAUUGAUUAUUAUUGGAUUGUUGAGCAGAAAGUCAUUCUGUGGAUUUUCACUCAUCUUGUUAGGUUCAAUCAUGAGUUGUUCCAAGACAAUUUUAUACUUUUUGGUUGAUAUCUGUGAUGGAUUUGAAUUUACUGGACACAAUGAUUGGCCAACUUGGAUUAGUUUGUACUUUAUUCCAUCAUUUGUUUGGAUCAUCUUCCCUGCUUUGACUGUCAUGUGGGGAUAUGGUGUUUUGACUAGACAUGUUCAUGGUAAUACUGAAAAGAAACAAAACUAG